GUUUGGAGUGGGCAACAUCAUAGUGGCUUGUCAGCUAACCGCUACUAUACACCCGUGAGGGUUUUCUCCGCCAGGCACCAGUUACACGCUGCACGGCAAUGGCGCACGACGUACCAUUGACAAUUCACCACGUUACAAUUGUUUAUAACAAUUCACCUGGAGUAAGAAAAUUCGAGGCGUCACGUGGUGUCGUUAUCAUUUGAGUGACAGGGACUGUAGACAGCGCUAUCGAUAUCAGAAACUAUUCAGUUGCAGUUCACCAGUGUUAUUGUUGUUAUUGUUUUCACCUAGUGAUUGAUAUUUCAUCGCUUCUGGCUAACAACCGGUUGUGAAUCCACAUUGUGAUACAAUAUGGCGUCAACAGAUCUGUCUUCGGGCUCAAUACCACCUUUCUAUCGUGAACUCCAUGAGAAGAUCUGUUCACCAACUAGUGGAAAUGUUGAGCGUGAGGUCUUCAAAUCGUUGCUUGUCAAGUCACAGCUGAGCAGUCCCAUUCUCAGUCAGAUAUGGGAGCUCGUAGACAGCAAAACCGGAUAUUUAAGUAGAAGUGGACUGUACAAAGGCCUGGCCCUAGUAGCAUUCGCCCAGCAGGGCAAGCAACCUAGUGACAAACUCCUCGAAAAUGUUGAAUCCCAAGAACUUCCAGUGCCUUCUCUCGGUGAUUUAUCGGAGGUUGUACUACUCGCUCAAAGACUCUACCGUGGAACCAAUCCUGCCAAGUUAAAUCUAACAUACACCGAUAUAUGUAAAUUGGACAGUAUUGAAGUGAAUAUUGUACCAGAGAGAAAGGGAAUAUUUUUGAAACAUGUGGAAUACCAAGUCACCAGUAAAGCUUUCAAUUCAAUUGUUCAUAGGCGUUAUAAUGACUUUGUGUCUCUACAUGAACUACUGCAAGCGAGAUUCCCUUACAGGCUAAUACCAAAGCUACCACCUAAGAAAAUUGUUGGAGCGGAUUCUCAAUUUCUCGAGGAAAGACGACGUUCCCUCCUCCGUUUCCUGGUCCAAAUAGCCCGACAUCCAAUAAUUCGCAAAGACCCAAUAGUUCAAUUUUUCUUCACAUACACGGGUGAAGAGACUCAGCACAAAAUUCGCGAAGUCUUUAGACGAGUUCCGGACGAAUUUGCCACGUCUGAGCUGUCCUCAAGAGCUAAGGAAUUGGUACCUCCUGAAACCCUAACCGAAUUCGCCAACAGUCGUGAUCAGAUACGUGUGAUACUGUCUGGAAUAUCGAGGCUCAAGAAUAUUGCUGACUGUCUGGCAAUAAGAUCACACACGUGUGCGGUUGACAUGGCGGAAUUAGGAACACAAUUGAGUAAUUUAGCUUCGGAGCCGCAUGGUAAUAGUGGAUGGGCCAGUGGUGGCUCGACUAUAUGGCAAGACAUGAAGAAGGGCUUUCACGUUAUCGCAAAGGAAUUCAAUUUACUGUCGAGCCGAGCACUCCAGCAAGCAGUAAGAGAGGAGAGCAUGAUCUGCGAGAGAUUGAAUCUACUGUUGGAUGUGUUGGUGGCACAUAGAACACUCUGUGAAAGGCACGAGAGAGGGGUCAGUGCUGAUCAUCAACGGGCACUAUCUUCCAUGCUUGCUCUGAAGAAGAGACAGAUGCAGGGGGUGAUUCGAGGCACUGACGCGGACACUGUUGAGUACCUUGAGAAUAAAAUGGUAGCUCAGGAGUCGGUGAUAGCGAAUGUGGAAUUAAGAAACUGUUUCUCACUUCAUUGUCUCCACAUGGAGACACAGCUCGUCCAUGCACACUUGGAAAUACUUGCUACAGUGCUGCAGAGCCUUGUGAAAGUGCAAAUUAGAGGUCACAGUGAGAUGGCAGAGGUAUGGCAGCUGAUAGAACCAACAAUAAUGAAAUGUCUUCCCGAAAAAUCAUCAGUGGGUAGCAAUGGCGUUGAGAGUAGUGAAGCGGGAUUCAUGUGACAUAUUUCUCCAUUAAAAAAAACUAUUCAGAUCUUCCGAGUUUUAGAGGACGCGAGCUGAAUCAAUUUCAAAGGAAAAUAAAUACUCAACUAAAAAUGGAAAAAACUAGUGAUAAUGGCAUAAUGCUGCUAAAGUGAGAGCGAGGACAAUAAUUCAAUCCGUGAGUUAUGUGUUAUGGUAACUGGACCGAUCUGCGCAUAAUUUAAAUGACCCGUUUGUGCGUCAUUACUGAAGACGAGUUGAUGAGAUGAUGAGACUGUUCUCUGCAAUAGAACUGUGCGCUUUGUCAAAUGAUUCAUAAUAGUUUUAUGGUUCAAUUCUAUGGGCCUAUGCACUGCAUUCCUUUCGCAUUUUUUUAAUUCAAUCGUGAAGCAUCGAAAUUUAUCUGUCUCCUGAUGUGAUAAUCGAUAUUCGACUUUGAUUUUAAUGAAGCCACUCGUUGUACUUAAUAUAUAGUUUAUGCAUAAUAAGUGUAAUGGGUUAUUCACAUGAUUUGUAUAUAAUUGAGGAUUUGUAUAUAUCGAAAAAUUGUUGAUGGAUGACUUUUUAUGAGGAUUGGCACUCUUAUGUGUUUUAUGAUGUUUGAACGAAUAAAUCAUGGCUCAAUGUUU
Molecule: messenger RNA, 2534 nt
Organism: Diachasmimorpha longicaudata
Lineage: Eukaryota; Metazoa; Arthropoda; Insecta; Hymenoptera; Braconidae
Product: sorting nexin-8-like
Exons: 9
Coding region: 352-1923 (523 amino acids)
Biological process (GO): intracellular protein transport; early endosome to Golgi transport
Cellular component (GO): early endosome membrane
Molecular function (GO): protein binding; phosphatidylinositol binding
Source: RefSeq, a predicted model, not a curated record